Molecule: messenger RNA, 1221 nt
Organism: Tetrahymena thermophila SB210
Lineage: Eukaryota; Ciliophora; Oligohymenophorea; Hymenostomatida; Tetrahymenidae
Product: nucleotide-sugar transporter
Exons: 1
Biological process (GO): pyrimidine nucleotide-sugar transmembrane transport
Cellular component (GO): Golgi membrane; intracellular membrane-bounded organelle
Molecular function (GO): pyrimidine nucleotide-sugar transmembrane transporter activity
Source: RefSeq, a predicted model, not a curated record
AUGGUUAUGACAACUUUCAAAGUUAAUUUGUUGCUGGUAGUCCUUCUCUUCGAAGGUGUUGGCACUGGUAUCAUCUUUAAGUAGCAGCAAAGAAGUGUUGUAAAUGGAGUUCAGUUUAAUCACCCGUUUAUGCAGACGAUGCUCAUGUUUAUAGGUGAAGCUCUUUGCUAUUUAAUUUAUCGUUUGCAAAAAAAAUACUAAGCAGCUGACUUUGAACAUGAAUUAAAAAUAGCUAAAGAAAAGGGUCUCAAUCUUAAUCCAAGUAAGUGGAUUUUCUGCAUUCCUACACUUUGUGAUUUCACUGCCUCUACAAUUCAAUUUUUUGCUAUGUCUUAAAUGCCUCUAUCAAUUUAUUAUAUGAUCAGAGGUGGUAACAUAGUCAUUACUGCUGUUUUCUCUGUUAUUUUUUUGAAGAAAUAGCUAUUUAGGUAGCAUGUCUUAGGUCUCUUUUUGGCUGUCUCUGGUUUUAUCACUAUCGGUAUCACUUCUAUUUUAGUUAGCUAAGAUGGUCUUGAUCCUAACUAAUUACUACUUGGUAUUAUUUUGCUUGUCAUUUCCUUCUUCUUCUCAUCAGGAUAAUCUGUAUUGGAAGAAAAGCUUUUCAAAACCAUUUACUUGCAUCCAAACUAAUUGGUAGGUUAUGAAGGAUCUGUUGGAAUCAUAAUUACUUGGAUAGCAUUGAAUAUUUUCUCUUAUAUACCUUGCCCUUAAUCCAUGGCUGAUGACUGUCCCAACGGUAUGAUGGAAGACGUUCCAUAAUUCUUCAAAACUGUCUUCACUUUUGAAGGACCUUAUUAACCAACACUCUUCUUUAUGAUUAUUCUAGGUAUAAUUGCUAUUGCUAUCUUAAAUGGUCUCGCUUUUUAUGCCACUAAAUAUGCAUCAGCUCUAUCAAGAUCUAUGAUUUCUCAAGUUUCUCCUUUUGUUGUUUGGAUGUUCACAAUCGCUAUUGGCUGGGAUAAGUUUAGAGUUGGGUAAUUCUGUGGUUACAUAAUAGUUGUCUUUGGCUGUCUAAUUUAUUACGAAGUUAUAGUUAUUCCUUUCUUUGGAUUUAACCGUAACUUAAAAGCCAAUUUCCAUAAUUUAGCUCACCAUGUGGCCUCUACUGCUGAAGUUAAACCUGCUGCUGAAGUAGACUAAGAAAUUGCCCUUAAUCAAGUAGUCCCUUCAAUAUAAAAUUAAAACUCUGAAUAGCCUAUGAAUACUGCUGCUGCUAGUUGA